AUGACAGUUACAAUUACAGUUAAAGUUAAAGUGUCCGCGCAGUCACAAAGCCUGCAGCUCCCAACAUCCCGACCUAAAGCGCAUGAGGACCUGCUUGGGGAGGGCGGUCCCCGCGUGAAUGAGCCACCCAGGGCACGCGCCCUCCCAGGGCGGUGCCUCCAUCCAUUUGUGGUAAUUGCACGCCUUGACCCCGGUGACCCCGGCGGGCAAACCCCUGAACCGGACGUCAAGAAGCCGGGGCCAAGACACCAACUGGGUUUGCUGGCUGCAAUAAAAAGAGGACCUAUAACGAGCAGCGCCCAUGUCGUGAAGAGGGCGACCCCCAGCAGUCCUGACACACUCAGAGCCCUCAAGCGGCUCGCAGUCUUAGCUUAUUCUCACAUAGCCGAUUCGCAAGCAUUUGGAACUCUCUUAUUUCAGGCCUUCACGGUCUGCGUUUCCGCGGACACCAAUUUUUUCCUUGACUUGGCCGGGGUCCUGGGGCUGUCGACUCCUGGGGAGCUCGUCAAACUAGGUGUAACAGCGUAUCAUCUCCCAGGGCCGGCUGCUAAACAGCAAGGCCUUGCAGUUGUUCGGGCGGCACUUAGCAACCCGGAGGCAGCAUUGGUUCGGAUAUCACCAGCGUUGCUUCCAAAAUUUACUGCGUUACUGGCGACUGAACGGUCGCAACUCGGCGAGUUUGUAGCUCUUGCCCAGCAGAUUGCUGAAGGCUCCGCGGCUCGUGGAUCCCCCGUCCACGCAGCUCUGUUAAAUCCACACGCGUCGCUUGUGGAUCCUCUCAUUGAGGAUAGCUCUGUCCAGGCUUCCGACAGCUUGCUGACGAUGGCUUCCGAGGGGACUGGUUCCGCAGCAGUUCAGAACGUUUUGGAGGGUUAUCAUGGCAGCCUUGCCGCCCUUAUGCAAGAGUUCGGUUACGCUGUGUCGGCAGACGAGGCCUGUUUUAAGGCUCUUCUACGACAGGUGCCCGAGCCACCCUCGGAGGAGGUGGUCGCUGAGAUACUGCUGAUGAUGGCUCGAACUCACACCGGACUAAAGGAGUCGGAGCCCGGGCUGCAUUUUUCACUCUGGGUGACGCUGAAUCUGGGAAACCCUCCCCCAAGAUCGGUUACAGUAACCACCUGGAACUGGCCAUUAGUGGUGGAUUGCCUCAAGUCUCACCCGCCAGGGCAACCAAGCAGGCUUAACUGGGCUAAAGUGGCCGAGUGCUUGGAUUGCGAACGUGCCCUGCUACCCGACGCUGCAGCAUUCACCCUAUUGGCAUCAGCGUUUCGCCGUGGUGCCGGGGAACAGUUGCCUGUAGCAGCUUUAACGCGCAUGUGGAAGCACCCUGCCUGUCAGCUGUCUUUCCUGAAGGCGGCAUCGGUGGCGCCGCCUGACGUGUUCAGCUUUGAGAGCUCAAAGCGUCUGGUGACUCUUCUCGAGGGCAUGGACGUGGCAGCGCUUAGUCCGAACCGUGCUUGGGCGUCGGUCGACCUACUUCAGGCACUGUGUAUGCUCAUGGAAAGUGCAGGGCUUGUGGGCCCAGCUCGGGAUGUGCUUCAGUUUCCUGCCGCAACCUGCCCUGACCUCCUGCUGAUCACAAUUGCGGAAACACGUACGGACUGGAACUUGCUUCAGCGAGAUGUCUUUGCGGCCCUUCUGCCGCAGCAUGUCGCCUUGGCAGCAGCAAGCACGGGCGCAGUGAAUGGCAAGCGCAGCCGCGAGCUGCUGACGCGUGUAUGGUCCGCAGCACCACCCACGGUAUUGCUGGACCUUCUUAUUGAACUUUAUGCACAGGACCCAGCACACAUGACGUCCCGAAUCGCGAAAGUCUGCGCGGACCUCGGUGUUCUCCCCCAGGUCCUGGCGAAUACGCCUAUUGCUUUCGCCCUUGAGCUUGCCGCCUUCGCUGGCGGUGCCGGCAUGAUUAACUUGGAGGCCUGGCUAUCAGAUUACUGCAAUCGGGAUUCCAUGACCGCCAUACCCAGUAUGCUGCGGUACGUCGUGGACAAAACAUCUGAUCCUCCAGGUGGCACGACGGUAGGCGGUGCACCUGGAGUACCGGGUGCCAGUGCGGAUGUCAGGCGUGGCGUGCCGUUAAACGCAGACGCUGCACGUGCCUUCCUAAAAGUCCUGCAGGCCUCAGCGCAGGGGCUUCCCGUGGAAAUGCUCCGAGAACUUCAGGCGGUCCAAUCCAACCUGGCAAAGCAGUUUCCCUCUCUAACGGCGCACAUCACCACUCUGUCCACCUCGGAUACUUUCGCUAGUGACGUUGAGGAGGAGGCGAACAGCUACUUCCAGGCGAUCUAUAACGAGGCACGCCCGAUAGAGGAGAUUAUUGUUCGCAUGCAAGCAUACAAAUCCUCGCUCAACCCCCGCGAGCAGGAAGUGUUUGCCUGCAUGAUCCACAACCUCUUCGAUGAGUAUCGGUUCUUUUCGCGCUAUCCGGAUCGAGAGCUGUUUAUUACAGCAACCUUGUUUGGUUCGCUUAUAAAGCACGGUCUUGUCAGCAGCAUCACCCUGGGGAUGGCGUUGCGCUAUGUACUUGACGCUUUGCGCAAGCCAGCACCAUCUAAGAUGUUUACUUUUGGAAUUGAGGCCUUGCGGCAGUUUGUGCACAUGAUCGCUCCGUGGCCGCAGUUCUGCGCAGCUCUAUUAUCCAAUCCCCAAUUACGGGAGGCGGACGCGGAGCUGUACGCGCGCGUGGAGCAAGCCCAGCAAGCUGGCGGUGUCACAGGCAAUGGUACACUCCCUGGCCUGCCCCCGGUCGGAGCAGGUGGUGCACCUCAGGGCGGAUCCGCUUCUGCGGUGGAUCAGCCACGGCAGCAGCAAGUACCGGGCCAGCCACAGCAGCAUAGCCACAUGGGAGCGCUGGAGGCGAACACUCAUGGGUCAUCACGUUUCCUUAAUCUUCAGCCAGCCGAUAAUACUGCACGCGCUGCGGCGGGCCAGGAAGACGAGGCAUCUGUUGCAGCGGCAGGUCCUUCCAUCACGCGGAACGCCAAGGACGCCGUCGCGUCGGCAAGGGCGACUGUGGGUGCAGCGACCGGAGGCGGCGAGCCCUCCAUGUCAAACGCAGCUCCGGCUGGUGGCAAGGGCGGAGCGCGGGAGCUGAAUGCAGGCGGUGGCGGUCUAGCAUCAGUGCCGGCCGCUUCUGGUGGACAGGCGCCACAACCAAGCAACACAAGCCUUUCUGGUGAAGGGGAGGGCGCAGGUAUGUACCUGGCUGCGCAAGUUGCUGCGGCAUCACUGUCAGCACCCAUGGGACCGUCUCUGGCGGCUCUUGUGAACACCGAGAGUCUGGAGAGCGCAGCGGAAAAGUAUCGCGAUUUUAAAGAGCCUCCAGAAGCUGUGGCUGACAAGGUUCACUUCGUCAUGAACAACAUAACUAAGGACAACAUGGAGUCGCGGAGCGUAGAAAUUCGCGAUCGUGUCUGGCCUGAUUACCUUGCCUGGUUUGCCAACUACAUGGUAGUGAAGCGAGCGGCUCAGGAGGCUAACUUCCAUACGUUAUACGUGUCUCUCCUGGAUCACCUGAACGACCGCGAGCUAUAUCGCUUGAUGGUCAAGACCACCAUGUACUACGUUAAGGUGCUGCUGUACUCGGAGCGCAUUUUGAAGGAGUCCAACGAUCGUGCACUGCUGAAGAACCUGGGCACCUGGCUGGGGCUCCUGACGUUUGCACGCAACAAGCCGGUGUUAAGCCGCGAUUUGGAGCUUAAGCAGGUUAUCUGCGAGGCGUACCAGCGGGGCCGCCUCAUUGCUGUUUUGCCGUUCGUGCAGAAGUUGCUGGAGGGCUGCAGGCAUAGCCGCGUCUUCAAGCCCACGAAUCCUAUGGUAGCAGCGAUUUUGUCUCUGCUGGCGGAGUUGCACGCAAUGAAGGUGAUUGGUUUGCAUGGGGUUCCGGGCUCUGCCACUGGCCCCUGCCGGUGUCAGCCCGGAUUCGGGUGUAUUGCAAGGUCACUGAGGAACGGUGCUGGCGGAUGUUGGUCUUGCACUUAUAGGAGGGUCGGCGGUGGCAUCCAGUUUAGUUGCGCUGCACGAUUUACAUGCGCGAUUUGCACACCUAACAAUCAUGAUCGAAUUUGUUUGCGCCAGGGUCUCAAAAUGAACAACGCCUUCUCGAUUGAGCUAAUUUUCAAGGCAUUUGGCCUGAGCCCACAUGAUGUAAAGCCAGCGGAUACCCUUAAGACGCUGCCACGAGAGCGGAUAACGAACCCUGACUGGCAGCUCGAGCAACUGCCAACGGAGAUGCCGCCGCAACCUGUUUCUGACGGACCUACCAGCUCCGCUCCUGCGACCGUUUCAACUUCUGUGGGCAAGCCGAGUGUGCCGUCGUCACCGGCGCCGCCUUCCGCGCCGCCAUCAACGGCGCCUCCGUCGUCACCGGGUCCCAUGUCCGGUACGGGGCUGCGCUCGUCAUCCGGUGUGCAGCUGCCGCCAGGGGCCACGUCGGCCGGUGGUCCUGGUUCGAUCGACACAGUGCCAAAGGUAAUGCCGGCGCCCCCACAAGUCCCAGCUGUCCCAGAGCAGCUACAGCCGCAGCAACCACAGCAGUCGAUGGCUUACGGUAUGCCAGGUGCGGCCAUGCCGCCGGGGGUCACCGCGCCCGCUGCAGCAGUGGCAGCCGCGGCUGCAGCUGCACGCGCGCCUGGCAUGGCAGGUGCGCCCGGUCUGCCACCUGACGCGGGACUGUUUGCGAACCUUCACCAGCACGUCAUUAUUAACCCAUCCCUGGGCGACAUCGGCGAGCGUCUGCUGUUGAAGCGGCAUGUACCGGCUGCAGUGGACCGCGCUAUCGGCGAGAUCAUCACUCCGGUGGUUGAGCGCAGCGUCACGAUUGCCUGCUACACCACGUACGAGCUGGUGCUUAAGGACUUCGCGGGUGACGGCGACGAGAACAAGUUGCGCAAGGCGGCACACUUAAUGGUCUCGUCCCUGGCAGGCUCACUGAGUCUGGUGACAGCGAAAGAUCCGCUACGAAUUUCCCUUACCAACCAGCUGCGACAGAUGCUUCAGCCGCAAGUGGCUGACGCAGCCAUGCUCGACCAAAUCAUCAGCGUUCUGGUUACGGACAACCUGGACCUGGGUUGUAACCUCAUUGAGCGGGCUGCCACUGAUAAGGCCGUCCGAGACAUUGACAAGAGCCUGCAGGCUGCUUAUGAGGAGCGCGCGAAAGCUCGUGCGGCCGGCAAGCAGUGGGUAGAUGCGGCUGCGUUCCACGGCGCGGGGUCCAGGUUCCCUGGUAGCUUGCCGGAAAGUCUCCGGCCCCGCCCCGGUGGCAUUAAUCUCCAGCACAUCCGUGUAUAUGAGGAUUUCACCCGAAUCCCACGUACUCCGCCAAUCCCUACAUCGCCUGCGCUGGCGGUCGGUUCGAAUCAAGCCCUCGUGGCUCCGGGCCCGGGAGCUCCGCCGCCACCUCCAGGGGUCUCCCCCCGCCCACCGGGUGCAUAUGCAGUAGCCGGGGCUCCUCCUGGUUCGUUCCAGGCGGUGGACGCCGCUGUCGCUGGGAAGGACGCUAACCCCACAGCAGACCACUCGGACUUGCAGGCCCUCUUGGCGGAGCUGAGCGAGGCGCUGACGUCAGGUGCCGCGCCGCCCGAGGAUGCGGCGGUCUUCUUCGCUCGCCGCAUCCUCAAGCACCUGUAUGACUCGGUCGCUGCCGCGUCAGGUUCCAAGCUGUCGGUGUCCUUCCACGGCGCCUGCCUGGAGCUGCUCAACAAUAUGGUGCCUGGUGGGCGCGUCGUUAACGAGUUGACAAUGGCGUACCUGAGCGCUGAUGACGAGCGCAAGUUCAACCCGGCUCUAAUGGAGAUGCUCUUGCGUCUUCGUUUCCUGAACAUGCUGGAGCUCGAUGCCUAUCUAUCGAAGCUGUUGCAGACGCCGGUGUCUCGUACACAGGCGGUGUCGGACCUCGUAUAUUUUCUGCUGCGCGCUAUGACGCUGCGCGAUGGUGGUGUGGUGGUAUUCACGGAUUUGCCGCUCACCAUGGAGCUGCUGGGCAGGAUGGCAGCCGCCAACCCUCCAUUGGCUAGCUUGGUGGAGGCAGCGCGGAAGGCCGCUGUUGCCCCGGUCCUCAGCCGUUCACCAGCCGAAAUCCCCGGUGCGGUUCGUGAGAAGGCUGCCGAUCCGCCUGGCCUUCGCGACCAGUCGCUGAAGCUGUUCGAGGACUGGGUCCACCUCCUGAACAUGCAUGCCGAGGAUAAGGCAUUGCAUGGCUUCCUGAACGGCCAAGUCCGGGCCGCUGGAGUGCUCAAGAUGGAUGACACGACUGAUCGCUUCUUGCGGACGCUUACUGAGCUGGCGGUUGCACACUGCUUGGCGUCGGCAGAGGCCGCAGCAGCGGCAGCGGCUGCUGGUGCCGGUGCUCGUCCAGAGGCCGUGGGCUCGGCGAACAGCGCAGAUGGGGUGAAUGCCGCCACACCACCACCCGCUGCUGACCAGGCCAGUCAGCUCCGUUACCUGCGGGCCUGUGGUGUGGCUCUACACGCACUGCAGCCGCUAUCGGUACCCGGCUUUGCAUUUGGCUGGCUUGAACUUAUCUCGCACCGCUCCUUCAUGCCACGUGUGUUAACUGCGCCGCUGGCAAGCGGGUGGCCACUGUUUGCGUCCCUGCUGAUUGCGCUCUUGCGCUUCUUGGAGCCCUACCUACGUGCGGCGGACCUUUCGGAGUCGAUCAAGCAGCUUUACAAGGGCUGCCUGCGAUUGCUGCUGGUUCUCCUGCACGAUUUCCCGGAGUUCCUCUGCGAGCAUCAUUUCAGCCUGUGCGAGGCGAUUCCACCGCCAGCCGUUCAGAUGCGCAACCUGGUCCUGUCAGCCUUCCCCCGUAACAUGCGGCUGCCAGACCCUUUCACACCGAACUUGAAGGUGGAUCUACUGCCUGAAAUUCAGCAGCUUCCGCGCAUUGUGCCAGAUCCGGAGCAGCUGCUUCCAGAGGCGCUUCGCCAGCAGGAGCUGGCCAAGCGCUGUAUGAUGAUGCCGGGGUCUGCGGACAAGAUUGGCAGUCCGGGUGGUCCGGGUGCACUGCUGGGUGGUUCAAGCAGCGGACUGACGUACAACGUGCCACUGAUCAACGCCCUUGUGCUGUACAUUGGCUCGCAGGCCAAGACGGUGUCCAGCCCAUUGCAUCCAGGAGCACAGGAGAUGUACGUGCGCAUGGCGGGUGAACUGGACGCGGAGGGCCGCUACCUGCUGCUCAAUGCCAUGGCCAAUCAGUUGCGCUACCCCAAUGCGCACACAUAUUACUUCUCCUGUACGCUGCUAACUCUUUUCCUAGAAUCCAAGAGUGAGGGAUUGAAGGAGCAGAUUACGCGCACGCUUCUGGAGAGGCUCAUUGUGAAUCGGCCGCAUCCGUGGGGCCUGUUGAUUACCUUCAUCGAGCUGAUCAAGAACAGGCGAUACAACUUCUGGGCACACAGCUUCACCAAGUGCGCGCCGGAAAUUGAGAAUCUGUUCACCUCGGUCUCGCGGAGCUGCUUGGGCACCAACCGGGCUGAGGAGGAGGCGGCAGCGGCGGCGCAUGGGAAGGAGGCUGUAGCAAUACUUGGCCCGGAGGCCUCAACCACCGCCUCCUUACCAAGGGCUGAACUCCCCCUGCCCAAUCACCAAAGCAUAGGGGGCCCAGAUGUACAUAUGCGUACCACCAACGAGCCCUCAGGUAAUUCGCCAGCGUCAGCCCCAGCUGCCGCAUCGGAUCAGCCGCCCGCGCGCAUCAGCCUGAAGGACUGCCGCUCCCGAGCUUGCGCUGGAGUGGUGGACUCCUUCAAGCGAGCCCUACGGCCCCGGGGUGAAGUGGCGUUGGAGGGGCCAGCCAGGGACCCCGGCUCCGCCGGGCUGGCUGCGUUCGCCGCGCAGACCGCUGCCGCUACAGACCGGCAGGAUGAGGCGCUGGCAGCAGCAGCAGCAGCAGCAGGUGGCGCUGACGCGGCCGGUGGCUGUCCUCCAGACACGUGGCAGUUGGGUCGCGCCACGUGGACCUUCCUUCACAGCAUGGCUGCAGCCUACCCUGAGCAGCCCUCCCCGCGGCAGCAGGAGCUGAUGCGCUACAUGAUGGAGGGGCUGGCGGAGUUCUACCCCUGCGAGGUCUGCGCGGAGCACCUCAGGGAGCAGGUUCGCCGCAGGCCCCCCCGGGUGGCCUCCGCGAAGGACCUCAACAUGUGGCUGUGCGGCAUUCACAACGAGGUUAACGAGAUGCUUGGGAAGCCGCUGUUCGACUGCAAUCUUCUAAUGGAGCGCUGGCGGGACGGGCCCCCGGACGGGUCGUGCGACUGAGGCGGGCUGGGCUCCGAUGGCGUAGAUUGGAAGCCAGCAACCAAUGGCUUUGGCGCCUGGGCAGGGGCUUGUUCAGCGUUACAGCUACGCGGCUGCUUUACCCCUGCAAGGCUGCAGUGUAACAAAAGCACAC
Volvox carteri f. nagariensis is the source of this 8383-nucleotide messenger RNA. RefSeq lists its product as uncharacterized. Gene Ontology annotation, molecular function: thiol oxidase activity; molecular adaptor activity. Gene Ontology annotation, biological process: nuclear-transcribed mRNA catabolic process, deadenylation-dependent decay. The transcript has 33 exons. The record is from RefSeq and is a predicted model, not a curated record. Gene Ontology annotation, cellular component: CCR4-NOT core complex; P-body. The coding region runs from base 1 to 8250 and encodes 2749 amino acids. Lineage: Eukaryota; Viridiplantae; Chlorophyta; Chlorophyceae; Chlamydomonadales; Volvocaceae.